UAUUAUCAAAAGAAAAACUAUAGGUGGUGGGGCCCUUCUUCUCUAUUCCUGUGUGCGAGUUUGAUUAUACCAGCGUCACCGCAGCCGUUUGACUGCUACUUCUGAAAAUAAUACUCGUCCUGAGAAUUCGGAUAGCUUAGGAUCGAGAAAUUAUGGAUCAUAGUCUCGUGGAAAAGUUUAUCGAAGUUACUGGUGAAGAAGAAGCAACAGCUGCUCAAUACUUAUCACUUGCUGAUGGCAACUUAGAACAAGCAAUAAGUCUUCUGUUUGAGUCUGGUGGCUCUGCACCUUCAGCUAGUGCACAAAUUCCUGUUGUCAAUGUUGAUGAGUCUGAAGUUAGGGCUCCUAUUCUCCCAACUCAAGAGGUUCUUGUACCACCAGAUGUUACAUGUUCUUUUCCCAGGGCUUCUAACAGUAUAUUUGACAGAUUCAGAGAUUUUGCAGUUGAAACAAGAAGACAAGAGGAAGAAAUGAUGCAUAGGGCUUCCGGUGUCAGAAGAUCUUCAAGAAGUAGCAGACAGAAGCGUUUGGAAGAUUUGUUUAGGCCACCUUGUGAUAUAUUAUUUGUAGGUACCUUUGCGGAAGCUAGAGAUUAUGCCAAGAGCAUCAACAGAUGGCUACUAGUUAAUGUACAAAAUCAGCAAGAGUUUGCUUGCCAAGUACUCAAUAGAGAUGUCUGGCCUAAUGAACAAAUUAGAGAAAUUGUCAAAGAUCACUUUGUCUUGUGGCAAGUUUUAUCAAAUUCAUCUGAUGGUAAACGAUACAUAGACUUUUACAAUGUCACGGACUACCCUUACUUAGCAAUAAUAGAUCCAAGAACAGGCGAAUGUAUGAGAUCGUACAAUCAUAUAUCUGUAGACAGUUUGAUUUCUGGAUUAAAUGACAUGCUCAGUACACAUGCAUCACCUGAUAAUGUAGAAUCAGUACCAGUCAAACAAACGUCUACAAAUAUGCAAAGUAGCAUGAUGUCUAAUUCAACUGUUGUAACGAAUAUUCCAUCUAAUUCAAAAAGAUCUCACGAGCAUGAUAAAAAAGCUGGAUGUAGUUCAAAUUCAGAUAACAAAGAUCCCAAACCAAGUACAAGUGUCAAUUUAAUAAAUAGCACAUGUAGUUUUGUUAGCAAAAGAUCUAGAAUAGAUGAAAUGGGUUCGAAAGAGCAACAAAUGCAAAAAGAAAUGGAAGAGGAAGAACCUGUAGAUCCUAAUGUUCCAACAAUUAAAGUAUGUCUUCGUCUACCAAAUGGCAAUAAACAAACAAUAUCUAUCUCAGAAAAUGAUACGGUCAAGGGUUUUAUAAAGAAAAUGGAAAAGAUAGGCUACCAAUCAUCAGAAUAUACAUACCUCAUACCAUUUCCAAAAACAAACAUAGGCGAACUUUCAAUGAGUCUUCGAUUAUCAGAUACUAUCUUGUAUCCUUCCAACACAGUAUUCAUAACGAAAAUUUAGUCUAUCCAAUCGAAAUAUGUUUCCAAUUGUGUUAAAAAUUUUAGUGUAUAAUGUAAUUUGUUGAUUUGAAUUCUCAGACUUAAGAAAGUGAAAAAAAGAAAUAAAUUCAAGUUUAGUCAUUUCUAGUAACUAUUUUUUACAUUAAUUUUUCGUAACUGAAAUCUUAAAUUACGAUUUUUUUAGAUUUCUAUUUUUUAUGUCAAUUUUGUUGUUAUAACAUUUGUAUUAAAAAAUGCUAUAAACUUUUCUAAGAUUUUCAAUUGUACAUAAAGUUAAUGAAAUUUUUUUAUUUACAUACUCAUCCUAACACUGCCAAUCAUAAACUUAAAUCGUCUCUUUAUUUCA
Phymastichus coffea is the source of this 1790-nucleotide messenger RNA. RefSeq names its product UBX domain-containing protein 7-like. Gene Ontology annotation, molecular function: ubiquitin binding. Gene Ontology annotation, cellular component: nucleus. The transcript has 7 exons. NCBI's taxonomy places the organism in Eukaryota, Metazoa, Arthropoda, Insecta, Hymenoptera, Eulophidae. The record is from RefSeq and is a predicted model, not a curated record. Gene Ontology annotation, biological process: proteasome-mediated ubiquitin-dependent protein catabolic process. The coding region runs from base 153 to 1445 and encodes 430 amino acids.